Molecule: messenger RNA, 1401 nt
Organism: Penaeus monodon (black tiger shrimp)
Lineage: Eukaryota; Metazoa; Arthropoda; Malacostraca; Decapoda; Penaeidae
Product: basic proline-rich protein-like
Exons: 1
Coding region: 1-1401 (466 amino acids)
Source: RefSeq, a predicted model, not a curated record
AUGACGCGGCUCCUUAAGCUAAGCUGCGAGCCUCGAGUCAUCUCGGGAGGGCCCCCUGUCCCCGCCCGGCCCCCUUGUCCCCGCCCGGCCCCUUGUCCCCCGCCCGGCCCCUUGUCCCCCGCCCGGCCUGCCCCGCCCGGUUGUCCGCCCGGGCCCCUUGUCCCCCGCCCGGGCCCUUGUCCCCGCCCGGCCCCUUGUCCCCGCCCGGGCCCCUUGUCCCCCGCCCGGCCCCCUUGUCCCCCGCCCGGCCCCCUUGUCCCCCGCCCGGGCCCCUUGUCCCCCGCCCGGCCCCCUUGUCCCCCGCCCGGCCCCCUUGUCCCCCGCCCGGGCCCCCUUGUCCCCCGCCCGGGCCCCUUGUCCCCCGCCCGGGCCCCUUGUCCCCCGCCCGGGCCCCUUGUCCCCCGCCCGGGCCCCUUGUCCCCCGCCCGGGCCCCCUUGUCCCCCGCCCGGCCCCCUUGUCCCCCGCCCGGCCCCCUUGUCCCCCGCCCGGGCCCCCUUGUCCCCGCCCGGGCCCCUUGUCCCCCGCCCGGGGCCCCUUGUCCCCCGCCCGGGCCCCCUUGUCCUCCGCCCGGGCCCCCUUGUCCCCCGCCCGGGCCCCUUGUCCCCCGCCCGGGCCCCUUGUCCCCCGCCCGGGCCCCUUGUCCCCCGCCCGGGCCCCUUGUCCCUCCGCCCGGGCCCCCUUGUCCCCCGCCCGGGCCCCUUGUCCCCCGCCCGGGCCCCCUUGUCCCCCGCCCGGGCCCCCUUGUCCCCCGCCCGGGCCCCUUGUCCCCCGCCCGGGCCCCUUGUCCCCCGCCCGGGCCCCUUGUCCCCCGCCCGGGCCCCUUGUCCUCCGCCCGGGCCCCUUGUCCUCCGCUGGGGCCCCUUGUCCCCGCCGGCCCCUUGUCCCCGCCUGGCCCCUUGUCCUCCGCCCGGGCCCCCUUGUCCCCCUCCCGGGCCCCCUUUGUCCCCCGCCCGGGCUCCCUUGUCCUCCGCCCGGGCCCCCUUGUCCUCCGCUGGCCCCUUGUCCUUCCGCCUGGCCCUUGUCCCCCGCCCGGGCCCCUUGUCCCCCGCCUGGGCCCCUUGUCCUCCGCGCGGGCCCCUUGUCCUCCGCCCGGGCUCCCUUGUCCUCCGCCUGGCCUCCUUGUCCUCCACCCGGGCCCCCUUGUCCCCCGCCCGGGCCCCUUAGCCCUGGCUCCCUCGAGCCACAGAUUUCACCUGACGCACGCCCACCCGGAAGUCGGGAUUGAGGAAUCCCACCGCCCACGUAGCACAGCGUCGGGCGUCGGUCGGGAGGGGGAGGCGCCCACAGGGAAGCGUCUCCGAGGCUCCCAGAUCAAGGGCGUGCCUCUGCCACCCGCCCGCCGGCCUCGGGGGCGUCCCUCGGAGGCUGGCGUCAUGCACGAGGCGCUGGGGGGCGAGUAG